AUGAACGGCAUUCAAGUUGAUAUAAACCAUUUGAAAAAGGGAGAAGUAAGCCUGGGUACUUCUAUUAUGGCUGUUACUUUCAAAGACGGUGUGAUUUUGGGUGCAGAUUCACGAACCACAACUGGUGCUUACAUAGCCAACCGUGUCACUGAUAAGCUGACGAGAGUACAUGACAAGGUUUGGUGUUGUAGAUCCGGCUCGGCAGCCGACACUCAAGCCGUCACUGAUAUUGUACAACACUAUUUGGAACUAUACACAGCUCAAUUCGGCGAGCCAUCUACGAAAACGGCAGCCUCCAUCUUCAAGACCCUGUGCUACGAAAACAAAGACAACUUGACAGCAGGUAUCAUCGUCGCGGGCUAUGACGAUAAAAAUAAGGGCGAGGUAUACAGCAUACCGCUUGGAGGGUCCAUACACAAACAGAAGUACGCAAUUGCGGGUUCGGGCUCUACUUUCAUCUAUGGAUACUGUGACAAGAAUUUCAAAGAAGACAUGACUAAAGAAGAGACGAUAAAUUUCAUGAAAAACUCCCUAGCCCAAGCAAUCAAAUGGGACGGAUCGUCUGGUGGUGUCAUCAGAAUGGUGGUUUUGACCAAAGAUGGGCCCGAACGUCUGAUCUUCUAUCCUGAGGAUUAUGAAACCUUGUAG
Molecule: messenger RNA, 648 nt
Organism: Lachancea nothofagi CBS 11611
Lineage: Eukaryota; Fungi; Ascomycota; Saccharomycetes; Saccharomycetales; Saccharomycetaceae
Source: the annotation of a GenBank genome assembly